Molecule: messenger RNA, 1563 nt
Organism: Akanthomyces muscarius
Lineage: Eukaryota; Fungi; Ascomycota; Sordariomycetes; Hypocreales; Cordycipitaceae
Exons: 2
Coding region: 1-1563 (520 amino acids)
Molecular function (GO): monooxygenase activity; oxidoreductase activity, acting on paired donors, with incorporation or reduction of molecular oxygen; heme binding
Source: RefSeq, a predicted model, not a curated record
AUGCUGGGUAAAUUAGCCUGCAUUGGGCUCGCCUUUCUUUGCUACGUUGUCUUCGUCGCAAUCCGUCGCGUCUUCUUCAGCCGCAUCUCUCACGUCCCAGGCCCAUGGUUCGCCUCCGUGACGUAUCUCUACCAUGCGUGGUACGAGCUCUGGCCGCAUCAGGGUCAGUUUAUGAUGCACCUCGCGACGCUUCACGAAAAGUACGGGCCAAUUAUUCGCAUCGGCCCGGAUGAGGUGCACAUCAAGGACACGCACUACAUUGACGAGGUGUACCCCAGCGACGUGAGACGGAAAAGGAACAAGAGCACGCUGUUUUUCUGGAUGGUCGGAACCAACGAGUUUGGUGACCACAGCGCGGGCGCGACCAUUGACCAUGAUGUCCACCGGGCCAAGAGAUCGAGCAUGGCUCCCUAUUUCAGUGCCAGGAUGGUGCAAGACCUCGAGCCCAGAAUCCUGGGCAAAGUGCAGCUGCUCAGGGACAAGAUCCUCUCUAUGGCAGGCUCUCAAGAGCUAUUGGAGAUGCGCAACGCCGUCAGCGGAUUGACGUUAGACGUCAUUUCCGAGUACUCUUUCGGAAGAUCCUUUGGCGCAUUAGACACGGGCAAUUUUGGCAGGCCCUUAAACAACAUCCUCCUCAAGGGUGUCAAGGUGCAUCCCUUUGCGCGCAUCUUUCGCCCGCUCGCCAUUGCCAUCUUCCGCGCCCCCAAGUGGAUGAUGCCCAGCAGCGAGAUCCUCGACAACAGCAUCAAGUACGACAAGCUCAUCAGCGAGAUGACGCAAGUCGCCUACGACGACGCGACCGGCUCCGGCAGCCACCACCACCACGACGGCUAUGACAAGUCGCUGGCGCCAUCAUCCCGCACCAUUGUCCACUCCAUGGUCCAAAGCGACCAGCUCAGCCCCGAGGACAAGACCUUUUUGCGGCUCAAGGCCGACGCCAUGGUGCUGAUUGGCGCGGGCACGGAGACGACGGCGCGGACGCUCGCCACGGCGCUGUACUACAUCCACGCCGACGCGGCCGUCUACGCGCGCGUGCUGCGCGAGGUGCGCUCCGCGAUGCCAGACGCCGACUCGCCGAUCCCGCCCGUCACCAAGCUCCGGCCGCUGCCGUACCUGACAGCCGUGCUGGAGGAGUCGUUGCGCAUCGCGCACGGUGUCGCCGGCCGUCUCUCGCGGAUUGCGCCCGAGGAGGACUUGGUGUAUCGCGGGUUAAAGAUCCCGCGCGGCGUCACGUUCUCGCAGUCCAUGUACUAUGUGCACUCGGACCCAGAGGUCUUCCCCGAGCCGAACGAGUUUCAUCCUGAGCGCUUCAUGGGUGACUCGACAGCGGCAGUGACUGCGCGAAAGCACCUGCAGCCGUUUGGAAAGGGCACUAGGAAUUGCCUGGGCAUCAACCUCGCCUGGUCGGAGCUGUACUUGACGGUCGCGGCUCUGGUUGGCUCUGUGCGCAUGGAGUUGGUAGAUACUACGGUCAGGGACGUGACUAUCGUGAAGGAGUAUUUUGUUGGGUAUCUGCCAGAGGAUAGCAAGGGUAUUAGAUUCAGAGUGCUUGGGAAAGCGUAG